AUGCUCCAAGAAAGGUUGCGCGUUCUCGUCGUCGGUAAUGGCGGUCGUGAACAUGCUUUCGCUUGGAAAUUGAGCCAGUCGCCUUCUGUGGACGUCGUCUACGUUGCACCUGGAAACGGUGGCACCGGUUUAGGCGCAUCGUCAAAGAUUGUCAAUGUCGCAGUAAAGUCGGAUGACUACCCCGGCCUUGUCGCCCACGCUCAGAAAAACAAUAUCAACCUGGUCGUUCCUGGACCCGAGGCACCUUUGGUUGAUGGUAUUCAGGGAUACUUCCAAGCCGUUGGCAUCAGAUGUUUCGGCCCUACCAAGGCUGCAGCCCGGAUGGAAGGAUCCAAAGCAUUCAGUAAAGACUUUAUGAAACGACACAAUAUUCCCACGGCCGCAUACGAGAACUUUACCGACUACGAAGCCGCACGCAGAUACCUCGAUUCCGUGACCCACAAUGUUGUCAUCAAGGCAAGUGGAUUAGCAGCAGGAAAAGGUGUGAUUAUACCCACUACAAAGCAGGAGGCACACUCAGCUCUUCGUGAGAUUAUGCUGGAUCGUCAGUUCGGAGCUGCCGGAGAUGAGGUUGUCAUUGAGGAGUUCCUUGAGGGAGACGAACUUAGUAUCCUCACUUUCAGUGACGGUUAUUCUAUCAAGUCCCUUCCACCAGCACAAGACCAUAAGCGUGUUUUUGAUGGUGAUCAAGGUCCAAAUACUGGUGGCAUGGGUUGUUAUGCGCCAACGCGUAUUGCCUCCAAGGAUGUUUUGGAGAAAAUUGAUCGGGACAUUGUUCAGCCAUCGAUCAACGGAAUGAGAAGAGAAGGAUUUCCAUUUGUCGGUAUACUUUUCACAGGAUUAAUGAUGACCAAGAACGGCCCUAAGGUCCUCGAGUAUAAUGUUCGCGGAGGCGACCCUGAAACACAAACCCUACUUCCUCUUUUGAGCAAGGAUACCGAUCUGGCAGAGGUCAUGGUCGCAUGCACAGAACACUGGUUGGACGGUGUAUCGAUUGCCAUCGAACCCAACUUCUCUGCAACCGUCAUUGGCGUGGCAGGAGGUUACCCCGGCUCAUACGCAAAGGGUACUCCAAUCACGUUAGAUGCCACGCCAGAAGAUACCUUGAUAUUCCACGCUGGAACAUCUCUCGUCGACAAUGUCCUUCAAACCGCUGGUGGCCGUGUCAUCGCCGCCACAUCUAUUGCAUCCACAUUAGAAGAGGCAGUUCGACGAAGCUACGUCGGUAUCUCCACCAUUCACUUCGACGGUAUGCACUACCGCAAGGAUAUUGCCCACCGCGCAUUCCGUGACUCCUCAAAGAAGACCGAAGAGGGUUUCACAUAUGCCAGUGCUGGAGUUUCUAUUGACGCCGGUAACGACCUCGUCAACAAGAUCAAGGCAUCUGUUGCGCGCACUCGUCGACCGGGUACUGACGCAGUCAUUGGUGGAUUCGGUGGUAUUUUCUCUCUAGCAGCAGCUAAUCCCUCCUACCACCCAGAGUCACCGACGAUAAUCGGUGCUAUCGAUGGCGUGGGCACCAAGCUCAAGAUCGCACACGCCGUUGGUAUCCACGACACAGUCGGAAUUGACCUAGUCGCCAUGAAUGUCAACGACCUUGUCGUCCAGGGCGCCGAGCCUCUUUUCUUCUUGGACUGCUACUCAUGUGGCCACCUCGACGUCCAGACAGCCGCAGCUUUCGUCACCGGUGUCGCAGAAGGAUGCUACCAAGCCGGCUGCGCACUCAUCGGUGGAGAAACCGCCGAAAUGCCCGGCCUCUUCCUCGACGACGCCUACGAUGCAGUCGGCGCCGCCAUCGGAGCCAUCAACACCAACGGGCCCAACGCGCGCACCCUUCUCCCAGACACCUCUUCCAUGAAACCAGGCGACACCCUCCUUGCCCUUGCCUCCGCUGGCGUGCACUCCAACGGCUUCUCCCUCGUCCGCAAAAUCGUCGACCAUUCUGGUCUAACCUACAACGACAAAAUACCCUUCACCUUCUCCGCCCCCGCUUCUUCAUCUCUAUCCACAAAACCCCAAACUCUAGGCACAGCCCUCCUCACCCCAACCAGAAUCUACGUCAAACCCCUCCUCAAAGCCCUCAACAUCCCUUCAUCGCAACACACCACAUCCACAGCCGCCAUCAAGGGAAUGGCACACAUCACCGGCGGCGGCUUGAUUGAAAACGUCCCUCGUAUGCUCCCGCCCACGCUCAGCGCACAUAUCGACGUACGAGCCUGGACUUUACCACCCGUUUUCCAAUGGCUUAAACAAACCGGAAACGUGUCCAGCCACGAAAUGUCGCGCGCUUUCAAUUGUGGUGUUGGCAUGAUUCUCGUCGUGGACAGUGACUGCGUUGAUGCCGUUAAGCAAUCGCUAGAACAGGAUGGGGAGACGGUUUAUACGAUUGGUGAGUUGAAGGUUAGGGGAGGUGAGAAUGAUGAGGGUUGUGUUUUGUCUGGGUUGGAUACUUGGGAUAACUAA
Messenger RNA from Talaromyces amestolkiae, 2463 nucleotides. RefSeq lists its product as uncharacterized. Gene Ontology annotation, cellular component: cytosol. The record is from RefSeq and is a predicted model, not a curated record. Bases 1 to 2463 code for a protein of 820 amino acids. Gene Ontology annotation, molecular function: metal ion binding; phosphoribosylformylglycinamidine cyclo-ligase activity; phosphoribosylamine-glycine ligase activity. Lineage: Eukaryota; Fungi; Ascomycota; Eurotiomycetes; Eurotiales; Trichocomaceae. The transcript is spliced from 3 exons. Gene Ontology annotation, biological process: 'de novo' IMP biosynthetic process; adenine biosynthetic process.